GACGAGCGCGUGCGCGGCAGGGGUUGGCCCGCACGUGGGUUGUUGGCGGUGCCGGCUGUACCGGAGCCAUGGGGCGGAAGCUGGACCCGACUAAGAAGGAGAAGCGCGGCCCCGGGCGCAAGGCCCGCAAGCAGCGGGGGGCCGAGGUGGAGCUGGCCCGCUUCCUGCCGCCCGAGGAGGAGGCCGGCCGCAAGAAGCUGUCCAGCCACGCGCGGAGGAGGGCCGCCAAGAGACGGCUGGGGGUGACGGGGCGGACGGCACCGGGAGGAGGGCGGCGGCCCGCGGUUAAAGAGCAGGGGGACACUGAGGAGGAGGGUAGUCCUGUAAAGACACUGGGACGGGCCCCUCAGCGCCAGGCUGGCUUCAAGGACGAUAAUGCAAAAUGGCUGACCCCGGCCAAAGGCAAGAAGAGCAUCUCCAAGAGAAGCAGCGUGGAGUUAUCCAGCAAUGGAGAGGUGGAAGAGGACAGCUGGGAGAUGGAGGAAGAGGAGGAGGAUGGGAGCAGCGAGGAGCUGAUGGAUGACUACGGUGCUUCAUCCUCUGAGGAGGAAGAAUUGCUGCCCAUUGAGAAAGCUGCCCGGAAGCAAAAGGCUGACAACGGAGAUCUCAGCGAAGAUGAUAGUGAGGAGGAUGAGCUGGCUGAGGAUGAUAGUGGGGAGGAUGAGGAGGAUGAGGAGGAGACCAGCAGGCAGAAAACAGGACAGAAGGAAAAAGAAAAUGCAGAUCUGCAGCUCAACCUGGAGAUAGAUGAAGAAUUCAAACUGCCAACUGCUGAACAGAUGGAGAAAGAGACUGCUGAGCCACCAGACCUGCAUGUCAUUCACCAGCGCAUCAAGAGCAACAUGGAGGUGCUGCAGGACUUUGGGGUGAAGCGGGAGGAAGGACGCUCACGACAAGAGUACCUUGCGCUGUUGCGCCGGGAUAUGGCUGCUUACUAUUCCUACAGUGACUUCUUGCUCAAGAUGCUUAUGGAUAUCUUCCCGCUCCCUGAGCUUAUUAACUUCUUGGAAGCCAAUGAGGUUCCCCGUCCCGUGACUAUUCGCACCAACACGCUCAAGACACGGCGACGGGACCUGGCACAGGCACUCAUCAACCGUGGUGUGAAUCUCGACCCCUUGGGGAAGUGGUCAAAAACUGGACUUGUUAUUUAUGACUCCUCCGUGCCCAUUGGUGCCACCCCUGAAUACCUAGCUGGACACUACAUGCUGCAAGGAGCUUCCAGUCUCCUCCCUGUAAUGGCUCUGGCUCCACAGGAGAAUGAGCGCAUCCUGGAUAUGUGCUGCGCCCCGGGUGGCAAAACCACCUACAUAGCUCAACUUAUGAAGAAUACGGGGAUGAUCGUGGCCAAUGACAGAAAUGCUGAGCGGCUGCGUAGUGUGGUGGGGAAUUUACAUCGGCUGGGUGUCACCAACACAGUAGUGAGUAACUGCGACGGACGCCAGUUCCCCAAGGUACUUGGAGGGUUUGACCGUGUCUUGCUGGAUGCUCCCUGUAGCGGAACAGGUGUCAUUUCUAAGGAUCCUGCUAUCAAAACCAAUAAGGAUGAGAAAGACAUCCAGCGCUGCGCUCACCUGCAGAAGGAGCUGCUUCUCAGUGCUAUAGAUUCAGUCAAUGCCACCUCAGAGACAGGGGGCUACAUUGUCUACUGCACAUGCUCCAUUACAGUGGAAGAGAACGAGUGGGUUGUGGAUUAUGCCCUGAAGAAGCGCAAUGUUCGUUUGGUGGCCACAGGACUGGACUUUGGCAAGGAAGGCUUCACCAGGUUCAGGGACCGUCGUUUCCAUCCCUCUCUUAAGUCUACACGGCGUUUCUAUCCCCACACACAUAAUAUGGAUGGGUUCUUCAUUGCUAAGCUAAAGAAAUUCUCCAAUGCCAUCCCCAAGACGCAGAAAGAUGAAGAGCCUGCCGUGGAGGCAGCAAAUCCACCCACUGGCCCGGAGACAGUCAUGGAGCCUCAGGCAAAAAAGAAGAAACUUGAGGGGUCAAAAGUUGCCGAAGAACAGAAGAAGCCACAGCCUACUUUGAAGAAGAGACAUUCUUUGCAGGGUCAGAGGAGGCCCUUGAAGGCUGUCCGGGCUUCUAACCAUAAGUCACAUGCUCAAGUCCCUAACAGAAAGAAGCAUAGGGUGAAACAGAAAGGACAGUGAGAGAAACUGCUUUUCCAGGUGUUGUUUCCCUCCUAAAGGAGCAAAGGCUGGGGCUGUCCUGGCUGUGUUGUGUAUUGUGGUGUCCUUCCUGCUCUUUGCAUAUAAUCACUGCAGUACUGAGCACCCAGGACAGCCAUAGCCCCUUUUACUCCUUUCCUUCCUCUGCAUCAAGGACCGACACACAACUCAUUAAAAGUUUUAUACUUUUGCUCAAACCUUGUCUUUUCCCUUGAGUACUGAAUGCAGAAUUUUGCCAUGUCCCCCUACUGCUUUGCAACUGAACUCCCUUCCACUCUUCUGAUGUCCUGACAUUUUCAGUGUUCAUUCUUGCCGCUGUUGUCACUUUCUGUGAGUGUGUGAUUGUUCUCUGUUCUUCCCUGUGCUUGUCACAGGACCACAGCAUGGCUCAGGUUGACAUGGACCUCUGGGUUCACCUGGUCUUACUCCCAUGCUCAAGCAGGGAUGCAUCCACGUGUGUUUUGAAGAUCCCUAAAGGGGAGACUGCAUAAACUCUUUGAGCAGUUCUGAUGCUCCGUUAAUUGGCCUCCAUCCAUCUCUUGGUUCUUGGCCUUCCAGAUUGCAACUGCAAUUCCUGCUGGUCCUGGUGCUGUGCAGUCAUACUCUUUUUGCUCACUCAGAUGUCGUUACUUUUUUCUUGUGACAAAGCAAGCAGUAAUUUCUAUUUCUGUGUCCGUACUCUGGUUGAGUUUGUGAUCUUGUGGAAUAUGGGCCUGGCAAAGAGCAGUUAGGAAUGGUGGCCUUCUGCAAUGGAGUGGUGGCAUUGGAGGACAAAGGAAAUCAAGUGAUUACAUUUACCUGGACUUCUGCAACGCCACUGACAUGGUCUCACACCACAUCCUUAUCUCUAAGUUGAAGAUACGGAUUUGAAGGGUGGAGUAACCAGUGGAUAAUGAAUUGUUUAGAAUGUCACUGCUAGGAGGUUGUGGUCAAUGGCUCUAUGUCCAAGUGGAGGUCAAUGAUGAGUGGUGUUCCUCAGGGGUCUGUCUUGGGACUGGUUGUCUUCAGCAUCUUUGUCAAUGACAGACAGUGGGAUUGAGUGUACCCUCAGUGAGUGUGCUGAAGACACCAAGCUGAGUGAUGCAGUUGACACAAUCAACUGCUCAAAAAGUGAGCACUCAUAACCUAGUGAGGUUUAACAAGGCCAAGUGCAAGGUGUAGCACUCAAGGCAAUCCCAGAUAUGUAUACAGACUGGGAGAAGAACUCAUUGAGAACAGCCCUGUGGAGAAGGACUUGGUGGUUCUAGCAAAGGAAAAGCUCGAUGCGAGCCAACAGUGUGUAUGUGCAGCCUAGAGGGCCAAUUGCAUCCUGGGCUAUGUCAAAAGAGGGGUGUCUAGAAAGGACAGGGAGGUGGUUGUCCCCAUCUGCCCUGCCCCUGUGAGGCCCUAUCUGGAGUACUGUGUCCAAGCCUGGGGACUCCAGUACAAGAAAAACAUGGAGCUGUUGGAGCGGGUCCAGAGGAGGCCACAAAGAUGAUCAAAGGCCUGCAGCACCCCUCCUAUAAAGAAAGACUGAGGGAGAUAGCCCAGCUGGUGGGUGCAGCACUUAGCUGGACAAGUCCAAUAAACACAGAGUUUCCUUGAGACUAGUCUCUGCUAUUUACUCCACCUCUCCAUUUUCUCAAGUUCAUUUCUUCCUGGCUUAUCUUGAUACAUCCUUUUCUCCACAUUUGAUUCCUCUGAUCCUUCCCAUCAAAAUCCCAUAGCAAGUUUUGCUCUCAUACUCCUGGAGUAAUUACAUAAUCAUGUAAUAAUUUUUACAAGACUCAACAGUUCUCAAACACCCCAUAAUAAAUGUUCUUCUGAAACCUCA
Messenger RNA from Coturnix japonica (Japanese quail), 3978 nucleotides. RefSeq names its product NOP2 nucleolar protein (gene NOP2). Gene Ontology annotation, biological process: maturation of LSU-rRNA; rRNA base methylation. Gene Ontology annotation, cellular component: nucleolus. NCBI's taxonomy places the organism in Eukaryota, Metazoa, Chordata, Aves, Galliformes, Phasianidae. The record is from RefSeq and is a predicted model, not a curated record. Gene Ontology annotation, molecular function: rRNA (cytosine-C5-)-methyltransferase activity; RNA binding.